Paramecium sonneborni is the source of this 2359-nucleotide messenger RNA. NCBI's taxonomy places the organism in Eukaryota, Ciliophora, Oligohymenophorea, Peniculida, Parameciidae. The record is from the annotation of a GenBank genome assembly.
AUGUAAUUUAAAUAAAUCAAUUCUGAAGUUUUCAAUGAAUAGAAAGCUUUAGAUUACUUGGAAUUAAAAAAUUAUAGUUUUCAAUAAACUCUUUUAGAAGAUCCUAAAAUAGCUUGCUGUCUGGAUUUUACUGAUUACUUAUUAAGUUAUCUUUUUUAAUAGACAAUACAUAAAAAAGCCCAUGAAAGAUUGUUAGUAGAAAUGUUUAACACAGACUAUAUAUUUUCAAAACUAUUUGGUUUAGAAUUGCAUAAAAUAAAAGAAUACUUUGUUAAAUGUGGAAAGAAGAGAAAAUUUUCUGGAUUUGAGUUAUUACUUUUGAAAUUGAUCUAAUUUUAAUUAGAAGAAGUAGAUAACUAGCAGAAAAUAUAGCUUAAAAUGGAAUAAUCACAUUUGAAUAAUUUGUCGCAUAUUAAAAUUCAUGUAUUGAAAAUGAUGAACAAGACAAUAACAUGCUUACUACAAAAUAACAGAAAGUAAAAGUUAAGACACUAUGUAUCAUAAACAUAUAAAAAGUAAUAGAAAUUUUAUUUUUUUAUUUUACGUAAUAUAUACAAGAUCGAUCUAAAAAAUAGCUUAGUUGGAAGAAAAUUAACCAUAAAUAUAUUUAUUAGAAAUUACUUUUUAGAUUCAUGAAGAAAUAAAACUAGAUAACCCUGAUAACAAUUAUAUCAUUUUAGAUUUCGAUUUUGCACAAAAUAUAAAAGAAUUUUGUCUUAGUAUUAUAAAAGUUAUUAAUAAAACUCAAGAAUAAAAUAUCAUUAUUAGACAGAUGGAUCAAUUACACAAUAAUAAAUUAGUACAAUGUGAAUACCUAUUGACUAAAAUUCAAUAUCUUUAAAUGUUGGAUUAAUGGGGAUCAGUUACAACUAAUUAACAAUUGAUAUUCUUGACAUCUAAAGACUCAUCAAUAAACUAGAGUCCCCUUGCAAUUAUAAGGAAGGAAGAUUCAGAGUAUAAUUGAGCUGUAAAAAAAUGAAAUGAUAUGUUUAUAAACUGAUUUGAAAGAAAAUUUGAAUAACUUAUAGUUAUUUAGGAUUCGCUACUUAUUUAGACAUAAUAAUAUUAUAAUUUUUUAAUUUUUAGAUUUAUAUUCUAUGAAGCAGGACAGUGUUUUUAUUCAAUUAAUUUUACUCAUAAAAUCUAAAAAUGGUUGAUUGAAGAAAAUGAAGUAGAUUAUACUAAAGCUAAAACUAUUUAAAUUUGUAAGCCAGAAUAUACAGUUCAAGCGAUUGGUUUUGUUGAAGAUUUAUUUGUAACUUAUGAUUCAAGUAAUUAAAUCAGAGUAUUUGAUACUGAAGAUUUUAGAAAGUUAAUUACAUUUAAAAAAAUACUAAAAACACUAAUCAUAUGAACAUUAUUGAAAUUAAUAAAUAUUAAUUCAUAAUUGUUGGUAAUAGAAUAAGUUCAUUUAUAAUUGCAGUUAGAAUUGAAGAAAAAUAGCUAUCAAAUAAAAAUGAACUUGAAUAAAAUAAUGAUGAUUUUGAAACUUAAAUGAAGUCAACUACACUUUUAAUGUCAUAAAUUUUAAAGAAUCAACCGCAAGUUUUUAAUUUUAGAGUAAAAUAUUAGGAUUAAAUGUAAAUAUAUAAUUGAAUUAAGAGAAUCAAUUUCGGAAUAGAUUAAGGGCGCCAAAGUUAAUUACUUCCAAAAAUAAAGUUGAAAGAAGCACAUAAUUAUACUGAAUUACUAGAUGAGUUUAUAAGAGACAAAAUUCAAGAAAUAGAAUAGAAUAUAUAUGCAAACAAACUUUUUUAAGAUAGAAUACUUCAAGUAACUGAACCUUUUAUAGAGCAUUAACCAGAUCCUAUAGAUCCUAAAAUUUUAUAAAUGCUACAGCCUUUGUAAUAAGGAUUUAAGAAAAUCGAUCAUAAAUACAACUAAUCUGAGUAGAAUGCUUCCAAGAUUUAAUCUGUUCGAUAAUUACAAAAGUAAUUAUUAAUUCCUGAAAUUUCUAGCAAUAGUUAAACUAGAAAGAAACUGGAUAUUCUAAAUUUUGAUCAAUACGAAAAAUCAAUUAGAAUGAAAAUAGACCCUUUGUUGGUUACAGAUACAAAUUUCUUAUUCAAAUAAUUAGAAGAUGAUUAUUUAAAUGUACAAUGUAAAAAAUCUACCAAACCUAAUCAUUAUGUUAUGAAUCCAGUAUGAAUACUAAACUUAGAGAAGAAAAUUAAAAAAACAAUUAUUUGCUACCUAAUAUAAAACAAAAGGAUAAAAAAUAAAAACAAUCCAAUCAAUCUAACCUACUAAUUAAACAAUGAAUCAAACAAGUGCUUUAUCAGGAACUACAAAAAAUAGUAGAAAUACCACUAAUCAAUUUUAUCAAUUAUAAAAAAUGAUUAGCCUCCUCCAAUUCCAC